GUGCACUAGUGCAACGUACAAGGGCAGACCUUUACUUUAAAGGACAAGCAAAACCUUAUUUCUUUGCCGACACUGACCCUUUCGCUGGAUCAACAAUCCCAUAGGGCGGGAGGAUGAAGUGCCUUGUGCUCCUGUUGGCUUGUGCUGCUGUUGGGUGGGCUCAAUCAUGUGACCCUCAGCCAGGAGCAAUUAAUUUGGCAAGAUCAGAAGGUGUCAGUGUCAGCCAAAGCUCCGUUUACCCACUUAAUCCUCCACCCAAUGCUCAAACAGCCGUCGAUGGGAAUAAAGAGACAAAUUAUUAUGUACAUCCCUGUGCCCACACCAAUAAGGACUUUGCCCCUUGGUGGCAGCUGGACUUGAAAAAAAGCAUAAAGAUUUGGACAGUGGUCAUCACGACCAGGAGGGACUGCUGCAGCGAGCGCCUGUUGGGAGCCGAGAUCCGUGUUGGAGAUUCAGCCGAUAAUAAAAACCCAGUUUGCGCCACCGUCAAUGACGUCUCCCAGACCACCUUGACCUUCUGCUGUAAGGGGAUGCUGGGUCGCUUUGUGAGUGUGGUUAUUCCCGGCCGCAGCGAAUUUCUCCAUUUCUGUGAAGUAGAGGUUUAUGCUGAAGAAGUAAAAAGUGAAGCAAGUCCUCUCUGCUGGUAGCCCCAUGGCAACUGACACUUUAUCCACUUCUGAAAGUCUUACUGUACUGUCAUCGCAGCUCAUUAAAAUGAUAUUACAAAUGA
Messenger RNA from Xenopus tropicalis (tropical clawed frog), 730 nucleotides. RefSeq lists its product as uncharacterized. NCBI's taxonomy places the organism in Eukaryota, Metazoa, Chordata, Amphibia, Anura, Pipidae. The record is from RefSeq and is marked predicted. Gene Ontology annotation, biological process: regulation of cellular defense response; regulation of complement activation, lectin pathway. Bases 114 to 647 code for a protein of 177 amino acids. The transcript is spliced from 4 exons. Gene Ontology annotation, molecular function: fucose binding.